Messenger RNA from Coccomyxa subellipsoidea C-169, 1320 nucleotides. Its product is annotated as PLP-dependent transferase. The transcript is spliced from 8 exons. Gene Ontology annotation, biological process: biosynthetic process. NCBI's taxonomy places the organism in Eukaryota, Viridiplantae, Chlorophyta, Trebouxiophyceae, Coccomyxaceae. Bases 1 to 1320 code for a protein of 439 amino acids. Gene Ontology annotation, molecular function: pyridoxal phosphate binding; catalytic activity. The record is from RefSeq and is a predicted model, not a curated record.
AUGCCUGCUGCGUGCGCAGCAAUUUCCAUCCUUCCACUGCCAGCAGCAUGCAGCGAAUUCCAUGCCUGGCUCAUCUCAUCAAUCAAGGUCUCAGAACGAGUGAGAGUCACAAACGCCCCGAUCAUCGUGAAGACAAAGCAAUUUAUCGGCGGUCGAACGGAUGUGUUGUCCCUAGCCCAAGGAGUUGUACAUUGGACUCCUCCUGACAGCGCUCUUGAUCUGGCCAGUGAUCUUGUGAGAGACAGGAGCAUCAGCGCAUAUGGCCCAUGCGCUGGCCUGCCUGCGCUCGUAGAUGCCCUUAAAGAAAAGCUUGCAGCAGAGAACGACUUGCCGGAGCAUGAAGUCAUGGUGACAGCUGGCGCCAAUCAGGCCUUUACAAACAUCGUCUUGACACUGCUGGACCCCGGCGACCGCAUUGUCCUGUUUGUACCGUACUACUUCAACCAUCUCAUGGCCGUGCAAAUGACCGGCGGCGCUGCCGACGUUGUGCAUGGGCAAUGUGACCCCCAGACGUGGCACCCAGACCUGGACUGGCUAGAACAGGAGCUGUCCCAGCCGGAUCCGCCUAAGAUGGUCGUUCUUGUCAACCCUUGCAACCCAACAGGCGUGCUGUUGAGCAGGGGAGAGGUGGAGCGAGCAGCUCAGCUAUGUCAAGAUGCUGGUACUUGGCUGAUCAUGGAUAACACGUAUGAGCAUUUUGUGUAUGACGGGCGCCAGCACCAUUGUGUUGCAGCCCCGCACAUCAUCCACAUCUUCUCCUUCUCAAAGGCCUUUGGCAUGAUGGGGUGGCGGAUGGGAUACAUAGCAUACAUGGACAUGCAUGGGCUAGCAGACCAGCUGCUGAAAGUGCAGGACACCAUUCCCAUCUGCCCCUCUCAGCUGAGUCAGUAUGUCGCACUCGGAGCAGUUGAGGCGGGGCGGCCCUGGGUGUCUACCCAAAUUGAAACUAUCAUUGCCAACAAGGACAUGCUCAUCAGUGCUCUGUUGCCUCUGGGCGAGCUUGGCAAUGGCAUUGCGGGAGGAGAAGGAGCCAUCUAUCUCUGGGCACGACUGCCAAAAGGCUGCGAGGAUGAUGAGGCGGUGGUGGAGUGGCUGGUGCGCGAGCAUGCUGUCUGCAUAAUCCCGGGGUCCUCCUGCGGCGCGCCGGGCUACGUGCGCAUCGCCUUUGCCAACCUGGAGCAGGAGGUGUGCCGGGAAGCUGCAGCGCGGCUGCGGCGGGGGCUGGAGCAGCUAUGUUUGCAGGGGAUGUCAGCUGUCCUGCAGGCGCCCCUUGCCGGCAUCGCCAGCCUUCCCGCUGAUGCGAUCGCCACAGCGAGCUAG